AAACAUAAAUAUCGAUAACAAACCAUCUUCUUCUUUUUACGUUACAUGGUUGUUGAAUCUUCAUCAAUGGCAACAAAGAUUGGAAAAGAAGAGGUUGCUGAGGUCGAGCUUGAGCUAUGUCUUUCUCUGGGAGGUCCUUUCAAGAAAACAGAGAAAGCACAACCGUUAGAGUUUCGUACGGACAGCAAACCUAACGCCGUCAGAUGUGUGGAGGAUAUUGACGUUGAUCUUGACGACGGAACGGCAAAGCACGAGAUCAAUGCGACGAGGAGAAAGGAACGGGAAGCGAAGGAGCAGCGGAGAAGCGGAGGAGAAGGAGAGUGCAAGAGGAUCAGAACAGAAUGUAAAGAAGUUUCAAGCUCGUCCGACGUAUCUGAUCCAAGCAGCUGCUCUCGCCAAGAAGGUGGAAGUUGCGAGUUUGGGAUAAACUCUGGCCAAACCAAACUUGUUGAAUCUCCGAUUAACAACUUUCCGACUGGUAUAGCUAAAAACGUAAGGAGCACGGACAGUCAGAAUGAUGUGGUGGUAGUGGAGACACAAGAAAGGUCCAACUCACUAGCCAAAGAGACUGGGAAGCCUCCAAAGCCGCGUCCCAACGGUAAUGGCAGUAUGCUUCCGUUUGCUCAGAUGCCGUGCGUGACCAGCACCGGUAACGGACCACAGGGCAAAACCGUUAAUGGGUUUCUGCAUCGGUACACAAAAUCAGAGAUCAGUAUAAUAUGCGUCUGCCACGGAACGUCAUUCUCGCCGGCUGAGUUCAUCAUUCACGCCGGUGGAACCAAUGUGUCGCAUCCGUUAAGGCAUAUAACUGUUGUUCCGUCAAAGUUUUAACUAGCUUUCCUUC
Messenger RNA from Brassica oleracea var. oleracea, 844 nucleotides. RefSeq names its product ninja-family protein AFP3-like. Lineage: Eukaryota; Viridiplantae; Streptophyta; Magnoliopsida; Brassicales; Brassicaceae. Gene Ontology annotation, cellular component: nucleus. The record is from RefSeq and is a predicted model, not a curated record. The transcript is spliced from 2 exons. Bases 46 to 831 code for a protein of 261 amino acids. Gene Ontology annotation, biological process: negative regulation of DNA-templated transcription; signal transduction.